UUUACAAGCCGUGUUUGAUAUGCCUUGACUUCCGCAUCGUGUGAGUGCACUGGCUUCACAUGAACGGCGACACGGCGUCGCCGCGCAGGCACAGAAGGAGGUCCCCUGCGGCUGCGGUCACUGUGCAUGGUCGAAUUUGCCCCUUUGCUCUCAUCCCUGGCCUGCCAGGACAAGUCGAGACGAGACAUCAUCCCCUCUCUCCCCAUCUCUCGACCCGACCUCCCUCGCCGUCUCUGCUGUGCCCUGCCCCUGUCCCUGCUCACCCAGCUGCGAUCUCUCUCCCUCUCGCUGAAUCCCUGAAUUUCUCUCUCUCCGCCUCCGCCCCACCUCGGAUCGGGUCCAAGCCGCGGAGCCCACUCCGCUGACCCAGCCCCCAGACCCCCAAUCGAGCCCGACCGGAGCCCGUCGAUUCCACCGGAUUCGAGCUCCCGCCGGGUGAGGCGGUUCGCCCGAAUCGACCGAUUGGACUCGAAUUCGGGUGUCCCGGAUGCGCGCAGAGCGGAGGCUCGCGGAUCUAGGGUUUCGGAGGGCCUAGGGUUAGUGCCGGCGAUCUGGUGAUGGUGGCGCGGCGCGGCGCCGGAGCUCGGCGAGGAAGAGGGUUCGACGGCGACGUUGGGGAAGAUGCAGCGAGCCGGAUAUGCAUGGGUGGCGCGGCGCUGAGGGUUGCGACGUCAGGAGGCAGCGUCUCGUUCGGCUCAUGUGGCCAGCGGCACGCGUAGAGGCAGAAGCUCCACCACCACCUGCACAAGGACCAGCUACUUCUCCUUCUGGCUCAUCUGUCCCCCCGUCUCGGACGACUUCUCUUCCGCCGGAAUCGGCGGCGCAGCAGGAGUGCAUCGAUCCCCCUCGCCCAGUGUCACCCGGUUCCUUUGUAAAGGACGGUCGUGAGAUUAGAGUAGGCGAUUGUGCUCUUUUUCGGGCUGUUGAUGUUCCUCCGUUCAUUGGAUUGAUACGUUGGAUUGAGAAAAAGGAAGACGGCCAUCCCAAAUUACGUGUUAGUUGGCUUUAUAGACCUACCGACGUGAAGCUUAACAAGGGUAUACAACUCAGUGCUGCACCAAACGAGAUCUUCUACUCUUUCCACCAGGACGAAGCAUCUGCUGUUUCUCUACUGCAUCCUUGCAAAGUUGCCUUUUUACGUAAAGGCGUUGAACUACCAGCUGGAAUUUCUUCAUUUGUAUGUUGGCGUGUGUACGAUAUUGACAAUAAGUGCUUAUGGUGGCUUACUGACAAGGACUAUAUUAAUGAACGGCAGGAAGAAGUAAAUCGACUUCUACACAGAACAAGGCUAGAAAUGCGUGCCGCAUUGCAAUCAGGUGGACGCUCUCCAAAGCGUUUAAAUGGUCCAUCAGCUUCCCAGCAACUGAAGACUGCUUCAGUUGGUACGCAGAAUGGUGGUUUAUCUAAAGGAAAGAAGAGAGAUAGAAGUGAACAGGGAGUUGAUCCAGCUAAGCGGGAUCGAGAUCGUCUACUUAAGGUUGACGACAGUGAGCCUGGAAUCUUUAACUUGGAUGAUAUUAAGUCUGAAAUAGCAAAGAUAACAGAAAAAGAUGGGCUUCCAAAUGCUGAAGCAGUUGAAAAGCUUGUACAUCUUAUGCAGCUUGAUCGAACUGAGCAGAAGAUAGACCUUAGUGGUCGGGUUAUACUUGCUGAUGUUAUUGCUGCUACAGAGAAUCCUGAUUGCCUCGGCAGAUUUGUGCAAUCAAGGGGCCUUCCCGUGUUGGACAGUUGGCUUCAAGAGGCCCACAAAGGGAAGUCUGGUGACGGGAGUAGUCCUAAAGAAGCAGAUAAGCCUAUUGACGAACUUCUCUUGGCCCUCCUUCGUGCAUUAGCUAAAUUGCCUAUAAAUCUCAGUGCAUUGCAAAGUUGUAGCAUUGGGAAAUCUGUCAAUCAUCUGCGUAGCCAUAAAAAUCUGGAGAUUCAGAAGAAAGCUAAGUGUCUUGUUGAGAACUGGAAGAAGCGUGUUGAUGCUGAGAUGAAGUCAAAUGAUGUGAAACCUUUAGUUUCAGGUCAAUCUGUUUCCUGGUCAGGAAAAGCAGGUUUCCAAGAAAUUUCAAAUGCUGGAACCAAACGAGGUGGUUCAAGUGAGAACAGUCCAAAAAAUCCAGUGCCCACUCUUUCAUCAUCAAAAUUUUUGACUGAUAAGCCUGGGGGCACAGAUGCUGAAGCGAAGUUGAACCCUGGGGUAUCUGCCUUGUCAAAUUCACAACACGUGCAACCAACAAAUGUUACUACCAAUUUGAAGGACCAGCCCUGCAAAUCAACUGGUGGGACUGGUCCUGAGCUGCCUACUGUAAAAGAGGAGAAAACCAGCAGUUCAAGCCAAUCACCGAAUAACAGCCAGUCAAUAUCUAGUGAGCCAUCGAAGGAUGCAAGAAGUUCAACUGCUGCUUCUGGUGGUGCUAGUAAAACUUCUGAAAGUUCUUCACGAAGCCAUCGAAAGGCAAACAAUGGUCUUGUUUCAGGGAACCUGAAGGAAGCUUCUGUAGGAAGAUCUGUCUCCCUUGAUCGAUCAUUGCUGCAGGAUAAGUCAUCUCAAACUGGAACAGCUUCUGAAAAAGGACCUGAUAUGCCACUUGAUCAUGGAAAUAAUCAUAGAUUGAUUGUUCGCUUUCCAAAUCCUGGUCGUAGUCCUGCUAGAAGUGCAAGUGCUGGAUCGUUUGAUGACCCAUCUGUAACUGGGGGUAGAGCUUCAUCUCCUAUGGUUGUGGAUAGGCAUGAUCAGACUGAGCGCAAGGUGAAAGGGAAGACUGAAAAUACUCGGCCUCAUUUAGCAUCUGAUGCUAACACAGAGUCUUGGCACAGCAACGACGGAGCUACUGGUUCAGAGGAAGGUGAUAAAUCGCCGUGUGCUAUAUUAGACGAUGACAACAGCAGGACACCUGAUGAUUCUGUUAAGGAUACACAUGCAUCACGAGUUGCAUGCUCGUCACAUACGAAUGAAAAAGGUGUCGGCGAAACUAAGGUGGGAACUCCGUUCAGCCCGAUGAAUGCUCUUAUUGAAAUCAAGUACUCUGAAGCUAGUCAUUCACAGCAAGCUGGAGAUGACACUGCUAUGAAUCUUCUUGCUAGUGUGGCUGGGGAAAUAUCUAAAUCUGAAUUGGUUUCCCCAGCUUCUUCACCCAGAAGUUCUUCUGUAAAGAAAUUGGCCCGUGAUAGUGACAACAUUGGAAAGGUUAAAGUAGAAAGUGACACGGGCCCAUCACAUCCAGGGCAAGCAGAUGCUAAGAAAGGCGCCAUGGGGAAGGAAGUGAAAAUUGAUGCUUGUUUGGUUGCAAAGGAGGAACAACGCCAAACUAUGCCAUCUCCUGAGCUACCAGAUUCAAAAGCAGUUGUAUCUUCAGCUAAGAUUGAAAUCUAUGAAGUUGAAGCCAAGAUUGCAAACAAAUGCAACUCUCAGCAUGCUUCAAUUGAUUCCAAAGGAGAAAGUCAGGAUGCCUGUACUGCCCAUGGGAAAGUUGUAGAUGGCAGUAUAGACAAGGAUGGUGCCAUGGAAUCUGCAUUGGGCAGCCAGUGUAGGUUGGUUGUUCCCAGUAGAAAUUCAAGAUUGGUCCAUGCUGGGGAAUCUUCAUUGUCUGCUGCUGAUAAACAAGCACAGGGUUUGUUAAAAUCAACUAAUCAUAAGCAGCUUCUGAGUGUGUCGGACAACCCAGGCGCCUUUGAUAGACGUGACAGUAUGGCUGGCAAGAUGGAUUUGUUGGCUGCAGAGGUGAGAAAAACUGAUGCCGUGGGCAAUAGUAACAUAGUGCAGAACGAGGCUGAAAAGAAGGAACAUGCUUGUUCCUCUUUGCCUGAUGUUCCCAAACUAGUUGUCGCAGCAGCGUCUCCAGUUGGUGUGGCAAAUGUGAAUAAGGAGAUGAAAGAAUCAAAAGACAGUUCAAGUGAAUCCAAUAGCCAUGUAAAAUCUGAAGGUGUCAAUUCUCAGCAAAGCGAGCAAAGUGCAAUGCAGAGUUCAAAGAAAUCCUGUGAUGGUGUGAGUGGAAAAGAGGACGAAAAAGAAGACCAUGUCUUAUCAGACGAAGGUUCUUCUCUAGCCGCUCACACCAAGUCAAAUGCUACAGCCAAGCUUGAUUUCGACUUGAAUGAAGGAAUACCUGGAGAUGAUGGGCAUCAGUCUGAGCCAACUAUCUCGCCUGUUGUAUGUUCUUCAGCAAUCAAUUUAACUGGGAUUUUGCCAUUCACUUCGCCUAUUACAACGGGGUUGCAGCCAGCUUCAAUAACAGUAGCUGCUCCAGCUAAAGGACCCUUUGUUCCUCCAGAAAACCUACUAAGAGCAAAGCCUGAGAUUGGGUGGAAAGGUUCAGCAGCUACGAGUGCAUUUCGUCCUGCUGAACCAAGGAAGAUUUUGGAGAUUCCUGCUGCUGCACGCGACAUUCCAGUAUCUCAUGCUGCUGGGAAGCAGUCUCGUCCCACGCUUGGUUUUGAUUUGAAUGUUGCAGAUGACCAAGCUCUCGAGGAAGAUAUCCCACAGAGUUCUGCACAGACUACCUGUUCUGAAUCUGGAAAUACGAGAAGUCGAGAUGGCUCUUCACGAAGCGCUGGUAUUGAACUUGAUCUGAACAGAGCUGAUGAAGUUGCAGAUAAUGGCCAAUUUGCACCAAGUGCUUCGCACAGAGUUGAAGUCCCAUUGUUGUCAACAAGAUCGUUACAUGGAGUUUUCUCUAAUGCUGGCAUGAAUAGCGCGAGGGACUUUGAUCUUAACAGUGGACCAGGCCUUGAUGAUCUUGGCACCGAACCUGCACCAAAGAGCCUACCUUCUAAAAGUACAAGCAGUAUUCAAUUCCUACCACAAGUUCCUGUUAGGAUGAAUAGUGCUGCCAUGAGUAAUAUAUCACCAUGGCUUGCCUCUGCCAGCCCUUGUCCAGUAGCUAUACAAUCUUUUUUAUCAACUAGAGAACAGCCAUACCCAAUUGAGGCAGCACCUGGAGCUCAAAGGAUCAUUGCGCCUACAGCUGAUGCUGGCCAGUUUGGAGGUGAUCCCUGCAGGCCUCCAGUUGUUUCAACGUCUCCAGCGAUGGUUUUUCAUCAGCCUGCAUAUCAGUAUCCAGGAUUCCCUUUUCCUCCCAGUGUUCACCUUCAAACACCGGCAUUUUCAAUUGGAUCAGCAACAUUUAAUAAUUCUGCAUCUGCAGGAGUUCCAUAUUUUCCAACUGUCUCCCCCUCUUUUGUUGGGCCAGCAGGAGCGUUAACUCCCCAACAUUUAAGGCAGUAUGCUAUAAACCUUGCUGAGGGCAGCAGCAGCAGUGGACGAGACAGUAAUCGUAAAUGGGAAAGUCAGGGCCUUGAUCUUAACUCAGGCCCUGGAAGUAUAGAUUUAGAAGGAAAGGAUGAACGGGUGCCUUUACCGGUCAGACAAAAUUUGAUCCCACCCCCACACGGCUUUGUGGAGGAUCAAGGAAGAAUCUACCAGAUGCCAGUUGUAGGAACAAAGAGAAAGGAACCUGAUGGCAGCUGGGACUCAGAAAGGUCUACAUACAAGCAAUUAUCAUGGCAAUGAUGGCUCUGAAGAUCGUUCUGCACUGGACUGGUAUGCGACGAGCAUGUACCUGCAUGUAGAACUUGGGCGGUGUGUUCUUCAGUCACUGCAAUAUUACUCGAUUCAGCCCAUGACGUUGAUGUGGGAUCCAGGAAACGAAAACUUGCUGUAAUUGUUGUAGAUUUUUUCCCUAGCUGUUAGGCUUUUGAUUCUAAUUUACUCAGGAGGGGGUAUGGCUGCGGAGGAGGAAUCUUUGUGAUCCUGAGCUCUGGGGCUACUGUAAUUAGACGGUCCGCUCUGUUUGUCGGUGAUAUACUGUUUAUCACAUGCUGCAGCUUUACAUUACAUAAGAAUUUAGAUGUGACCUUGUUCCUUGCUGGGGAAGCGUUACGUCAGCUGACCAUAUGAACACUGGUGCAACAAUCAGCUCGAGUUGAUACGCCAUGUAUCUUUAAGUUGCAGUGCAGCUGUAUGUAUAAGGAUUCUAGCAGAUCAGCAAGCUAUAAUUUUUUGCUGUUUUUUUGGCACCGAAUCCAUCUGCAUCUGAUUUAGUCUAGAUGUUCUUUCUCUAAAUUAUUUUUCUGGGAGGUGAUAACCGGCAGAUACGAAUGGGUACAAGAAUAAAUGAAGUGUGUUUUUCGUUUGAUU
Molecule: messenger RNA, 6124 nt
Organism: Zea mays
Lineage: Eukaryota; Viridiplantae; Streptophyta; Magnoliopsida; Poales; Poaceae
Exons: 5
Coding region: 638-5497 (1619 amino acids)
Cellular component (GO): nucleus
Molecular function (GO): chromatin binding
Source: RefSeq, a predicted model, not a curated record